AUGGCUACCCCUAGUGUCCUCACUUUUGACGCUGAGGGUCGGGCCAUUGACUUUGACGUCUGGGUAGAUGACCUGCAGCUUUUCCUGCUGAGCGAUAGGGCAGACGGUCUCUCCCUCUUUGACCUCACUUCUGGUGCCUCUCUUGCUCUUGCUGCUGAUGCUGACGCCACUGUUCGCUCACAGUGGGCCACGCGCGAUGCUGCUGCCCGCCUUGCUGUGCGCCGCCACUUGCCGACCGCUGAGCGUGCGCACUUUAGUCAGUACAAGAGUGCUAAGACCUUGUACGACGCUGUAGUUGCACGCUACUCUUCCCCUGCCACUGCUGCGCUUAGCCGCCUCAUCCUACCGUACCUCUUCCCUGACCUCGCCGCUUUUCCCACUGUCGCUGACCUCAUUACGCACCUUCGCACUAGUGACACUCGCUACCGCGCUGCGCUUCCUGCUGAGUUCUGCGCCAAGAACCCCCCCCCCAUGUACAUCACCCUCUACUACAUAGUCACCCGGCUCCCUGACACCCUUCGCCCGGUUAGGGACCACUUCCUCUCUGUUUGCCCCACCACCCUCACCGUUGACCUCCUCGAGGAGCGCCUUCUAGCGGCAGAGAAGAGCAUAGUCGCUGUAGGAGCCUCUCGUGGUGACCCUCGUACCCCUGUCUUUGAGGGGUGCUCCCCCUCUCCCCUCCUGCCCUCUGUUGCCUCUGCUGCUGCGGCCGACCUCGUUGGUCUUGAGUCGGUCGCUGCGGCGUCUGCCCCUAGCGGGAGACGCCGCCCUGGCAAGGGCAAGGGGGGCAAGGGUGCUGGAGGAGCUGGCGGGGGCGGUGGAGGCGGAGGUGGAGGUGGUGGAGGGGGUGGGGGUGGCGGUGGGGGUGGUGGCGGGGGUGGGGGCGUCAGUGGCGGCAGUGGAGGCGGAGGCGGAGGCGGCGGUGGCGGUGGGAGCGGAGGUGGCGGAGGUGGCGGUAGUGGAGGAGGUAGCGGCGGAGGAGGUGGAGCUGGUCGGGGUGGCGCUGCACAGAGGGUUGGCUCCGGUGGUGGUCAGCGCCAGCAGCAGCAGCAGCGCGCUCGUGAGAUCCCCCCCCCUCAGCAGCUUCGUGAGUGGUACGCUGCACGUCAGCGGGGUGGGGGCACUGGUCCGUGCACCUACGUCCUCCGCCCCGGCGACCGCGCGGGUGAGCAGUGUGGGGGUGCGCACUCCACCCAGCGUUGCUUUGGCCGCCUGACGGACGCUUGGCGUCACCAGUUACCUGAGGCCACUGAGAUCCCUCGCUGGGGUGAGCUGUCUAGGGCGGGGGUUCCUAUCUUUGAUCUUGAUUAUGAUGCUAUUCUUGCUGCCAUGUAUGCUGUGACUAUUAGUGAUGAGGGUGACUGUUACUUGUGUUUUCCGCCUGACCCAGGCAUAGAGGCUGCUGCGCUAGGUGCUUGUGAGGCUGCUGCUCUAGGUGCCAGUGCGUCUGCCGCCCCAGGUGCCGGUGAGUCUGCGCUCUCAGGUACUGCGUCGUCUCCGGACACCCACACCUUCACCCUUGACUCGGGUGCUUCCCGCUCCUUCUUUCGAGACUGCACCACUCUCACGCCACUCAGUCAAGGGAGAGCUUGA
This is a messenger RNA of Closterium sp. Yama58-4, 1593 nucleotides long. The record is from the annotation of a GenBank genome assembly. NCBI's taxonomy places the organism in Eukaryota, Viridiplantae, Streptophyta, Zygnematophyceae, Desmidiales, Closteriaceae.